Trypanosoma rangeli is the source of this 456-nucleotide messenger RNA. RefSeq lists its product as uncharacterized. The record is from RefSeq and is a predicted model, not a curated record. The transcript has a single exon. Lineage: Eukaryota; Euglenozoa; Kinetoplastea; Trypanosomatida; Trypanosomatidae. Bases 1 to 456 code for a protein of 151 amino acids.
AUGCUCUCAAUUGCAGAUUUCUCCCUCCCUUUACCCAUCUCGCAAACCAACAAGGGGUUUCUGCACGAUGAGACCGACAGCAAGAGUCUCUGGGAGUUGCUCCGCACGCCCCACCCAGGCCGCAAAGCAACGAAGAGCCAACCGCCGACUCCACGAUGGAUCGCCCCCAUCUUCUCGAGACACUCUCUUUGGCAUGCCAAAACCAGUGCUUGCCGCGUUGGGGGUCAAACUGUAGGGCAAAACCCCUGCACCAGACAGCGUGCGUGUUGGGGCGCUAGGGCACCUCUUGGCGAAAGGCAUCUGGUUGCUUAUCCUCUAGAUCCAACACGGUUUGGCGGCCGGUGUGAUUUUGGUCGAGCGGAGUCGUGCCGCUAUUGUCCAACUCUUGAAACCUGGAAAGCCGCCCAAGCAGUUAGAGCCGCACCGACCCACCAGCCCCACCCCCAUUGUCAGUGA